GUCCAAACACCCAACCCAACCUCCUCUUGACAACCAUGCAUGCCAACUGCCAAGACCAAGGAACAAGGCCAAGCAAAGCAAGCUAUGUCGAUCAGGUGCAUAGAUAUAGUAGAAUAGUAUGCCAACUCCUCUUGCUUCACUCCUCAACUUGCUUUCUCCUCCUUCCCCCUUUGAAAUGAUCUUCCCUACUCUUCCAAGAAACCUAACCUACUAGUCACCACCAUUUGCAAACAUGCAUGCAUGCAGCUUCCCCAUAGCCGUUCUUGGAUUUCAGCUGCUCUCAAUCACAUGAACAAGUGGACAUGGAUAUAUAGAUAUACAUCCGUGGACGGAUUAGCCUUGCAAACAGUAGGGUUUCGCCAUGCAUAAGCACGGGCAAUUGGGCAUGGGCAUGAGGAUAAGAUGCCGCCUCCGGCCGAGCAGCAGUCGCCGGCGAUGUCGGCUUCUCGGCGGCGACACGGCCGCCUUCUGCGCGUCGCUCGUCGAGGGGCUGGCGCACCUCGAGAGCACGCUGGAGGUUGAUCAUCAGUCGGGGACGGUGUCCAUGCGGUGGUGCGCCGACGCCAUGCGGCUCGUGAAGCGGAUGCAGCGCGAGAUGCUGGCCAUCUUCAGGAAGGCCGACGUGCCCGUGGCCGCAGGCGCCGCCGGCGCCGGCGCCGGGGACUGGUUCGAGCACUACAUGCAGGAGACCGCGGCGCUGCUCGACUUCUGCAACGCGUUCAAGGCCGCCGUGUCGCGGAUGCACCGCUACUGCAUGGUCGUCGACUUCGCCGCGCAGGUUAUCGUCGGCGGCCGCGGUUGCGACGGCGGUGCAGCUGCCGCUGCCUCGCUCGUCGUGGAGCCGUGCCAGGCCCAGGGCCAGGCGGCGUCGUCGGCCGCGUUCCGCGACAAGAUGGCGGACGCGAAGGCGGCGGUGGCCGAGGCGGAGCGGCUGGGGAGGGCGAUCAUCGUCUCCGGCGCCGGCGGAGACGACGCUGCUGGUGGCAUGGUCGUCGUCACGCUCGUCGCCAAGAUCACGACCUCCAUCCUGUCCAUGUUCGUGCUCCAGGCUCUAACCGCCCCAUCACCAGCCACCGUCGACGACAACGGCGGCGCCCGGCCCACGAUCGCCUCCGUCGACGUCGACGUCGUCCCUGAGCUGGAGCCGUGGUGCGAAUCGCUGUCGUUGAUCCACGCCCGGUUCCCAAGCCCCGCAGCCGUGGCAGAGCACGAGAAGGUCGCCACGGCGGUGCGGGACCUCGUCAAUGGCAAGGUGGACGGCGGCGGCGGCCGCGACGGCGAGCAGCAGGAAGAGCUGCUGAGGGCACGGUCAGGUGAGCUCAGGGAAGGCGUGGAGACGUUCGACUGUGUUCUUGACGAAGUGUUUGAUGAGGUGAUCAGGGGAAGGAAUGAGAUGCUGGGGAUCCUCAGAGACAAGGCUCUAACCUGACCAUGAGGUGAGUUUUAGAUUAGCCUCUGGAUCAUCAAUCCAUUAAUUGACCUUGUGCAGGCUGGAGGUCUUCAGAAUUAAUGCUGGCCGGGCUUUAUGCUGAUUUCUGUCUGAUUAUUAGUUGGAUUUGUUUUGCAAGUGGUGUAGAAAUGUAAAAAAAUCUUCAGUGUUGGCGUGUGUAUGUAGAUGUGCAGAUCUGUUUUCGUUCCAUUUGGUUUGUGAUUUAACUUGUAUUGACACUCUGUCAGAAAUGAAAUUCUUUUGCAUGUACUA
This is a messenger RNA of Sorghum bicolor (sorghum), 1702 nucleotides long. RefSeq lists its product as uncharacterized. Bases 362 to 1429 code for a protein of 355 amino acids. The transcript has a single exon. The record is from RefSeq and is a predicted model, not a curated record. NCBI's taxonomy places the organism in Eukaryota, Viridiplantae, Streptophyta, Magnoliopsida, Poales, Poaceae.